GUUCCCACAACCAUCCUCUUCCCCGCAGGGCACGCGAUUCGGACGCAGAUCGCCGACCGUUUUUCCGUCCCCACACGUAGAAACCUUCCUUUGAAUGCAAUUCAAACAUCCAUAACGCCACUCUCUUCUUCUCUGCCUCCAUAUCCUUACUUAAACCUCACAAAUGCUUCACAUCCUCACCCAUUAAUGAUCAGUUUUCCCAUCCCAAUGUCUCGUCGCUUCAGCUUCACGCUCUCCCUCUCCCUCUCCCUCUCCCUCCUAAUCCUCUGCGCUCAGGUCCGCGCUCGCUUUCUUUCUUCCUCCUCUGAUCUAGUUUCCGAUGGGAUCCAUGAUUUCCGGGAUUCGCCGGAGGACAAUCUGCUCCGGUUUUCCCUGCCGCUGACGGAGUCUACCUGCGACCAGACGUACGGGUUCUUGCCCUGCACCACCAGUGUAGUCGGGAACUUGUUCCUUAUCAUCGUCUAUGGCUUCCUCAUGUACAAGGCCGCUACCUAUUUGUCCUGUGGCAGCGAGCUGUUGCUUGAAAUCUUGGGCCCGGGGAUCGUUGGUGGCUUGUUUCUUCCCAUUCUUGGCGCCCUGCCUGAUGCCAUGCUCAUUCUCGUAUCUGGGCUUUCUGGCAGUACCGAAACCGCCCAAAAACAGGUCUCUGUUGGAAUGGGUUUGCUAGCGGGGUCAACAGUUUUGCUCCUGACUAUAAUAUGGGGAACUUGUGUUAUUGUUGGCAAGUGCGACAUUGAAGAUUCAAUUGCAAAAGAUUCACAAGACACACGGGGAUUUAGCUUAAUUGGCUCUGGUGUCAGCACGGAUAUUUGGACAAGUUAUGCUGCAAGGAUCAUGGUUAUAUCUGUCAUUCCAUUUCUGAUUGUUCAAAUACCCCAAAUACUCAAAUCAACGUCAGGAAGGCACUUGGCUGUUUUAAUUGGACUUAUUGUCUCUCUUUGUUUAUUGGUUUCUUAUUGCCUUUACCAGGUUUUCCAGCCCUGGAUACAGAGGAGAAGGCUUGCUUAUGUGAAGCUCAAGCACGUAAUAUUUGGAAUUCUGAGACAUUUUACGACGAGGGAGCAAACAUUGGGAAGGUUGCUGAGAGAAGAUGGUGAGCCUGAUAGAGAAAUAAUAAAGAAGCUUUUUUCAAAAAUUGACGAGAAUGGUGAUGGAGAACUUUCUUAUGGUGAAUUGAGAGCGCUGGUUAUUGGAAUUGGAUUUGACGAGAUUGACCUGGACCAUGAUGAUGCUGUGACGAAAAUAAUAGAGGAUUUUGAUACAUCUCGUAAUUCACACAUUGAUGAAUAUGAGUUUUUUAACGGAAUUAGUAGAUGGCUCUCUAAAGCUAAGCGCUCUCGAUGGGCUUCGUCUGGUGAUACUGGUCAUCGUACAAUGAAGUUUUUAAGUGAUCUGCACCAAGAAACAAAGAGGGAACACGAUCUAUUGGAUGUGGGGGGUCCGGCAGAAGAAGCUGUUGAGGGUGUUGAGAAUGCCAAAUGGAAUACCAUCAAGGCAGUGCUGCUGCUUCUACUUGGAACAGUUAUUGCUGCUGCAUUUGCUGAUCCCCUGGUCGAUGCUGUUGAUGAAUUUUCCGACGUCACAAGUAUUCCUGCAUUCUUCAUUUCCUUCAUUGUACUGCCUUUGGCUACGAAUGCCAGUGAAGCAGUGUCCGCAAUAAUUUUUGCUAGUCGUGAGAAGAGGCAAACCGCCUCCUUAACUUUUUCCGAGCUAUAUGGGGCAGUGACAAUGAACAACGUGCUUUGCCUGGCAGUGUUCUUGGCCCUUGUAUACAUAAGAGAAUUGACAUGGGACUUCUCUUCGGAAGUGUUGGUCAUUCUGGUGGUUUGCGUGGUCAUGGGCGUCUUUGCCAGUUUCCGUACCACCUUCCCUCUCUGGACUUCUAUAGUGGCUAUCCUUCUCUAUCCUUUCUCUCUGGCUCUGGUCUAUGUCCUUGAUUAUGUCUGUGGUUGGUCAUAGACCCCAGUAAUUAAUAAACAGUGCUAUAUUAGUCUGUAAAGGCUAUCCCUGUUCUGUGUUUAUUAGUGAUCAUAGUAAACUCAGAGAGACUUAUAGGAUUUUGCUGGCUUUUACUAAUUGAUGCUUGGUCAUCUAAACUUUAUUGUC
Molecule: messenger RNA, 2106 nt
Organism: Prosopis cineraria
Lineage: Eukaryota; Viridiplantae; Streptophyta; Magnoliopsida; Fabales; Fabaceae
Product: sodium/calcium exchanger NCL-like
Exons: 7
Coding region: 187-1959 (590 amino acids)
Biological process (GO): intracellular calcium ion homeostasis; calcium ion transmembrane transport
Cellular component (GO): membrane
Molecular function (GO): calcium ion binding; calcium:proton antiporter activity
Source: RefSeq, a predicted model, not a curated record